AUGUCACAGCUGUCACCAACCUCAGGGGAGGUUAAGCCAAUCAUUGUCGGCUUGUUUGGACUUCCAGGCUCCGGAAAGUCAACCGCCAAGAAGCACCUGCAACAAAGUGCCUUUGCGUCUCAAAUCAACACAUUCGAAGGGUCUGAAGUCCUGGAGAAUAUUGCAAAAGAGGGAGGUACAGCUUUCCGAAGCCUCGACGAAGGGGAAAAGAUAUCGUUGCGGAAGAAAGCCAUUGCAGCAAUCUCAAAGCAGUGUGCAGACAGCAACAGGAUUGGAAUCGUGACUGGACAUUUCAUGUUCUGGAGAGAAGGCGAAGAUGCUCCAGAAACUGUCCUCACACAACAGGACUGGCGAGUCUUCACCCACAUCUUGUAUCUCAACCUUCCCGUGGCAAAGAUUCAGCAACAGAUUCAGGAAGAUGACCAACGCAAGGACCGGCCCCGUGAAUCCUUGAUGCAUCUGCAGAGGUGGCAGGUCGCUGAGAGAGACGGGUUGCGGUCUUCUUGUUUGGACAACAACGUCAAGUUCUGCGAAACCACGGCAGAUUCGAAUGUUCUUGCUCAAACGAUCGAAUUUCUCAACCAGAUCUGCGUCGAGGCCCGGCUAGACGGUGUCGUGAAUACUCAUGAUCCUUCCAAGCUCCGCACUGUGCUUCUCCUUGACGGCGACAAGACGAUCAUUCCCGGCGACACAGGCGAGGCUUUCUGGAAGCUCCACGACAACAGCAGUCCUCUGAAGGAGAUUUUCGAAGCUGGAUACUCCUACGACACCUUUCGCGAAGCCAUGAACCUGUAUCGCACAGUAAGUAGCAAAGCAUUCGACAAAGCCUCUCGCGAAGUAGCCGAAUCCGCAUUGAUGCAUCAACAAUUUCUGGACCUAUUGAACGAUGUUGGCAAGCACGAGCACAUCGGCGCAAUCGUCGUCACUUGUGGAUCGAGAAGCAUCUGGGAGAAAGUGCUGUCUGCUGCUGGUGUGUCUGAGAAAGUAAAGAUCAUCGGUUGUGAAGUGGACGGUAUGAUCGUCACGCCGGAGUUGAAGGGCAUCCUGGUCAACCGGUUGCACGACGUCCACAAGAAAUUCGUGUGGGCUUUCGGCGACAGUCCCCUGGACUUGCCUAUGCUGCGGAAUGCCGACCAAGCAAUCGUCAUCGUCGGCGAGAAAGGUGCUCGAAGUCGGUCGAUGGAAGGGAAACUGGGCGAUGCGAUUCGCAAUGGUCUUCAGGUACGCCAGCUCUUGAUGCAAGUCUGCAAGGAUGGUCCGCUGCUCGAUACCGAUCAACUGCCACUGGUGCAACUGGACGAUGUCGACUUCAAACAGUCGAUCCUCAAGACUCCCCAUCGACUAGAAUACCUCGAUGCAACCGACAGAGUAUCCGCCAAGCUACUCAUGUCAGCCACACGCGAUGCAAAGUGCCGUGGUCCAGCAUUGGUAGAUGCGCAUCGUCUUGUGGGUCGGUAUCUGGCCACGGAAUAUCUCGGCGCAAUUCUUGGUCUGGAGACGUACAAGAUCAUGCAUGUGCAAGGCGGCGAGGUCGAUGGACAUCGCUUAUCAUCCGAAGACAAGACCGUCAUUGUCCCUCUGAUGCGCGGAGGUGAGCCCAUGGCACGCGGGGUGUGGGAGGCGUUCCCAACUGCUAUGUACGUCCAUGCGAAGGAACCUGUUGAUCUCCACAAGAGCGAUCAUAUUGCCGGACGAGCUGCGAUUGUCCUUGUUGAUGGAGUUGUCAAUACUGGCAAGUCCGUUGUUGAUUAUGUUCAGCACAUUCGCAGUUGCGACGCGAACGUGAAGAUUGUUGUGCUUGCUGGGGUGGUUCAGGGUCAAGCAGUGGAGAAGGGUGGUGUACUUGACCGCUUGUCCAACCGGUAUGAAGGCAUCAGCCUCAUUGCUUUACGCAUCUCCGCGAACAAGUACACGGGCAGUGGCUCCACAGAUACAGGCCAUCGCUUGUUCAACACCACGCACAUGAAUUAA
This is a messenger RNA of Ramularia collo-cygni, 1971 nucleotides long. Its product is annotated as related to 2-3-cyclic-nucleotide 3-phosphodiesterase. Gene Ontology annotation, molecular function: magnesium ion binding. Gene Ontology annotation, biological process: dephosphorylation; L-serine biosynthetic process. NCBI's taxonomy places the organism in Eukaryota, Fungi, Ascomycota, Dothideomycetes, Mycosphaerellales, Mycosphaerellaceae. Gene Ontology annotation, cellular component: cytoplasm. The coding region runs from base 1 to 1971 and encodes 656 amino acids. The transcript has a single exon. The record is from RefSeq and is a predicted model, not a curated record.